Molecule: messenger RNA, 3977 nt
Organism: Bombus pascuorum
Lineage: Eukaryota; Metazoa; Arthropoda; Insecta; Hymenoptera; Apidae
Gene: MED26
Product: mediator of RNA polymerase II transcription subunit 26
Exons: 4
Coding region: 523-2097 (524 amino acids)
Biological process (GO): positive regulation of gene expression; regulation of transcription by RNA polymerase II
Cellular component (GO): mediator complex; nucleus; core mediator complex
Molecular function (GO): transcription coregulator activity
Source: RefSeq, a predicted model, not a curated record
GGAGCGCUAUCGGUACGGUAGUGGGGAUAGAAGGGAGGUGUGGUAACGGUUAGGAGUCUCGUCCAACCACGAGAGGAGCUAGUAGCGUUCGUCUGGCAGUAUGAGGCGGCGUGGGGCUAGGGACGAUGCAUGGGCUGCGACUAGGAGGCACUUGGGAGGUAGGGAGGGCAUGCGAGCAGAGCACAGUUCAGUAGUCGCCAUUGCAAGUCCCCCCGUGCUCUCGUAUUCGUGACACUCGGACGCGUGGAGACGAUUUUGAGCUAACCUAAUCUCCCCGCGAGGGCCCUAAGUGUGCCCCCCCGAUGCAGAGAUAUUGCACCGAGCUCACCGAUAGAUUGUUGAAAUCACUUGAUAAGGAAUACAAUGUAAGUAGCGGAAUGAAUCCGCGAUGCGCCGUCCGUCCGUUCACGCAAACGGCUAUCGGGCCACUCUCGAUCCCCCGUGCGCCGUGUGCCUGUACCAGUAGCGUGCGCGAGAGUCACUGAGAGUGUAGUGUGGUGGCAGUUCCGCGUGUGAGUGCGAAUGCGUUUCUUCUGUGUCAUCGACAUGGGAGCUGUUGUGGAUGUCAUUACGGCCCUGGAAAAGACGACGAUCACUAAAGAAGUGCUUGAGAGUACAAGACUUGGAAAAUACAUCAAUGAACUUCGACGAAAAACAAACAAUGAUGCCUUGGCAAAGCGUGCGAAGGAUUUGGUACGAAGAUGGCGUGAUAUGGUUUUACCUUCUGCUCAUUCUACACCACAGCCUACACCAGCAGACACAGCACCACCUGCUCUUAAUGGAGCAAAACCACAUAGCCCUGCAUUAAGAUGUUUUAAACCACAAAGUCCAGCAUUAAGAAGUAUAAUGCGGUCUCAAAGUCCAUUGUUAAGGGAUACGCUUGCACUCAGAGUGCUUAGUCCAGUUCUAUCUGUGAAUUGCGAUCAUUUACAUUCUCCUAAUGCAUCAUCAAAUAAGCAGUCAAUUACAGUAACCAGCAACCACAGAACAAGUUCUGAUGUGCCACCUAAGCUUGGUUCUUCGAGCCAACAUCAUUCGAUGGAAGCAGUGCCACGAACUCACAGUUCAAACAAACGUCUUCGAAAAGAUGAUCCCAAGGACCAACACAAUUAUCAGCGUCAUGAUUCAGUCUCAAUUACCGAAAGUGAAACCUUUGUUAAAAAACAACGUCUAAAUGGCGAAAAUGUGUGUGGUAAUUCAAAUAUGCAAGUGCCUAGCCCCACAUUUAGAGAAAGAAUCUCUGAUCAUUUUACGGAGUCUUCCACUAAACCUGAUGAAUCAGGGCCAAAGAAACGUGGUAGAAAGAAAGGCAGUAAAUCUACGAAGAAGCAACCGGUUUUAGAAGAUUGUGUAAAGGAAAAACUAGCUAGUAUCUCAAGGAAUCCUAAAUUAAAGACAACGCAAGAAUUGCUGGCUGAUCUACGGGCACGCGGCACCAAUUCUAGCAUUAAUUCAAGUGCUCUACCUAGUCAAAGUGUAGAAUCAUCCGGCAUGGAAGAUAUUCUGAGGAGUAGCAAUGAACAAGUAUCAAAGUUCCUUCGUGGUCCUCAGAAUAAUUUAUCCCAUAGAAAUACAGUUUCUGAAGCCUCACCAGAAAGUCGGUUGAAGCCCACAGAAAACUGUCUCGAUGUACCAUCUAAGUGUGAAGAAUCAGGUGUAGUGUACAAAGAAAAAUCAGUUACAAAUGUUCAAAAUAAUCAACUAGAACAGUCUCAAGAUUUAACGGUUGAAGAAAUAUUGGCCAAGUUACCACCAAUAGAUCCGAGUUCAAUAGAUUGGAGUGAGUGUGAAACUGAACCAACAGAAGAUCAAAAUAGUACUGAGUAUCCACCUAGACAAAUUACUGCAGAGGAUAUAGAAAGGUUACAUACACAAUGUGUUGAAGGACUGAAUGGAAACUUCCAACCAAAAUUAUCGUUUUUAACUUCGACUUGUAAGGAAAAACCAGAGGUAAAGGAAGAUGUGUCAGAAAUCAAUAGUGUAAACAAUGUGUAUAGCCAGCCUGAUGAAGAAUUUCGAGAAUGGCAUCAGAUGCUAGCAAGGUCCAGUUAUAAUGGCCAGGUUUUCCACAUAUUGCCUUAUGUUAUUAUUGAUUAGUAAUUUUAUUAUCUUAUUCUAUUAUUAUCCUGAAAUUUGUGAAAAAUCCCUAUAAAUAUUAAAGAGAUUGAUUAGUCAUCAAUCUAUUAAACCAAUUUCUAUUGCAAUUUAUGAUUGCCUUUAUUUCUAUAAAUGCUCUUUAUAUUACCACCUUUAUCAUCAUUAUCGUUCCCUAAUUAUUCAAAUUAAAACUGAUACUUUGAAUAUGUGAACCAAUCACGCUAGAAAUAUGUAACUGGCAAUCAUUUUUCCCGCGAAUAUCAUUCUCGACGAUAUUCGUGUCGUCACAAACCUUAAUUUUACUUUAUUCGUAAAAAUCAUUUAUUGUUAUAAUCACCAUUAUUAGUGUCAUCUUCUUCAUCAUUAUCAUCUUCACCAUAGACGUUCAUCAACAAUACAAGAGUAUCUUUAUUAUUAUUGUUAUUGUUGUUACUAUUACUACUACUAUUAUUAAUAUUAUCAUCAUUCUCGUCAAUAUUAUUCAUUAUUGGCUUAUCAAAGCAAGUUUUAUACAGAACAAGGCAUAAAGAAGAUAUUUAAGAAUCAAAAAACGUAAUGUUUGGAACUUCUAAUGUAAUAUUUAGCUCCAAUGUCUGUGACAAUGUAUUUGAGUCCAAAAGGUACUCUUUGAAUGCUUGUCUUUCAUUGUGUAUAUUAUAUCAUUAUUCUCAUUAACAUUGACAUUAUUGUGUAAAUUAUCACUGUAUUAAGAAAAUGGUAGCAAAAAUCAGAUUCGGAUUAUAAAAACUAUUUAAAAUCUGCAAAUUACUUUUUUCAAAUUUAUUAUAAUUAAAUUUUUUAUAAGAACAAUAAUGUUUCAUUUUCUUAAAGAAUGAAUUUUUCUUUGACAAAAGAUUUAUAUAGCAUUGUAAUAUGAUUGAUCACUUUUCAGAAAUUGUACAAACCAUUUUAUUCACUUGCUAAGAAAAGAGAGGCACACUGAUUGAAUCAAAUAGUGCAUUUUGGCCUAUGUAUAAAGGAAAAAAGAAUUAUUUUCAAAUAUUUGAAAAGAAUAUAUGAAAAAUAAUGGGUAGUUACAUUUCAUUUGCUGUGACAUACCCUUUGGUUAAUUGUAUUAUUUUUACAAUAUGUUUGAAGAAUGAUGUUACACAAAAAGUAUAAGGAAUGAUUAUGGCAAAAUGUAUACUUGUACCACGCAAAAAGAUAACGCUAUAAUAUUUCAAAUGCUUUUUGACACAAUAUUCUGUUUAUAAAUUUAAAGUAUUUAUUGAAAUGUACAGAUGUCACUUAAAUAUAAUAUGAAAAAUAAUUUUUUGCGCGUGGUAAAAAGUAGUCGAACCGAAUAUAACGAGGCCUUAAUUAAAGUUUAAAAGUAAAAAAAAAAUAUUUGUCUAAUAAAGUAUUAUGUUGCAUAUACUUCUAGCAAAGGUAAUACAAUCCGAGUAAGUUUUAAAUUUUUCUAUCUCAAUUUUAUUUCAUAUGUUAUUAGUACAAUAUAGUAAAAUGAAAGUAAAAGUCUAAAUGAAAAGAAAAAAGAAAUUCUUGUUUUUAGAACAAUUGCAGCAAAAAUCCCCACAUACAUAAUUAUAUUGCUGGAAGGAAAACAUGUUAUGUGCAAUGUUCAAAUGUUCCAGUGUAAUGCAACAAAUAUUUCAAAGCUAUGUAAUUUUUUUAAACAAAAAGAAAGAUUGAAAUUAUUUGAAAGAUGUAAAUACGUCGUUCAAAAUCAUGGAAACACUGGAACCAAAAUAUAUUAAUAUUUUCUGUAAUAACCAAAUAAUACUAUGUGUUAUGUAAAAAAGAAAAUAGAAAAAAAGAAAAAAAACAGGAGAAAGAUUGUACAUAUUAUGCCACUAUAUCAUGUAUAAUGAAAGCUUUGUGAAACAUUAUGAAUUAGAAAAAGAAAAUGUCUGAUUUUA